Molecule: messenger RNA, 2037 nt
Organism: Guillardia theta CCMP2712
Lineage: Eukaryota; Cryptophyceae; Pyrenomonadales; Geminigeraceae
Exons: 24
Coding region: 1-2037 (678 amino acids)
Biological process (GO): positive regulation of transcription by RNA polymerase I
Cellular component (GO): nucleolus; intracellular anatomical structure
Molecular function (GO): ATP binding; ATP hydrolysis activity; RNA binding
Source: RefSeq, a predicted model, not a curated record
AUGAGCGACGUUGAUCCGGAGGUUGGAGAAAAAAGGAGGAAAAAUCAUCAGAGUCACGGGACGAAAAAGAGAUGUCAAGGAAAGAAUUCCAUGAAUGGAGAGCACAAAGAGUCUAUCCUCGAGAAAAGGAAGGAGCUGCCGGUGUACAAAGCAAGAAGCGAAAUUCUCUUCGAAUGCCGCCGACAUGCUACACUCAUAUUGGUCGGGGAGACUGGCAGUGGCAAGACAACGCAAGUUCCUCAAUUUCUUUUUGAUGCUGGUUACGCAAAACAUGGAAUGAUUGCGGUCACCCAGCCAAGGAGAGUCGCGGCUACAUCUGUAGCAAGACGAGUUGCCGAUGAGUUUGGUUGCAGAGUAGGAGAAGAAGUUGGCUACACAGUACGAUUUGAGGACAGCACGUCUCAUUCCACGAAAAUAAAGUUCAUGACGGACGGUAUGUUGCUUAGGGAACUUAUGCUGGACGGCGAGCUACGGCGAUAUUCUACCAUAGUUCUUGAUGAAGCACAUGAAAGAAGCCUUAACACUGAGCUUCUCCUCGCUCUUGUCAAACGUUUGCAAAAGUCACGCCAAGAAUCUUCAUUUCCAUUAAAAGUGGUGAUAAUGUCAGCAACUCUGGAAGCAGAAGCCUACUCUCGCUUUUUUCUUGACUGUAAGAUUGUCAAAGUACCAGGAAGGAUGUAUCCUGUCGAGGUUCUAUACACCCCGGAACCUCAACCAGACUUUCUUGAUGCUGCUGUGGUGACCUGCUUGCAAAUACAUCUCGAAGAGCCAAGGGGAGACGUUCUUUGCUUCCUGUGUGGUCAAGACCAGAUAGAGGAUGCUGCAAAAGUGUUGCAAGAGAGAUCGAGGGCCUUGCCGCCUUCAUGUGACAAAUUGAUGCCCUGCCCGCUUUAUGCUGCGUUGCCACCUUCAGAGCAGAUGCAUGCGUUUGCCCCUGCACCUGAAGGAACCCGGAAGAUUAUUCUGGCAACCAACAUCGCUGAGAGCAGUAUCACUAUCGACAGCAUCAAGUAUGUCGUAGACAACGGCCUGGUGAAAGCAAGAAUUUAUGAUCCCAAACAUGAUAUGGAGUCAUUGCACGAGGAAUUACAAAACGCCUGUAUCCCUAUCUCCAAGGCACAAGCAAAGCAGCGAGCUGGACGAGCAGGACGAGUCUCCAGUGGCAAAGCCUAUCGACUGUACACGGAAGCACAGUUUGAGGAACUGAGUGCAGCUGCUGUUCCCGAGAUCAAGAGGUGCAGGCUAUCAAGCAUGGUUCUCCAGCUGUUUGUCAUGGGGAUUGACAACCUCAUGGAGUUCGAAUUUAUGGAUACACCACCGAUACUCCUAUUGACCAAAGCACUCGAGCAACUUUUCCUACUGCAAGCUCUGGACAAGAACAAAACGUUGACAGACCUGGGACGUAAAAUGGCGAUGCUGCCAUUGGAACCACCUUACGCAAAAUUGCUACUUUCUUCAAGCAAAUUCUCUUGUUCAGAGGAGAUUCUCACUAUUGUGGCAAUGUUAUCAGUAGAUUCAAUAUUUUUCAACCCAGCAGGGAAGCGAGAAGAGGCUGCAAGAGCACGGCACCUCAUAUCGUCUGCAGAUGGUGAUCACAUGACUUACCUCAAGGUUUACGAUGGCUGGCUGAAGUCAAAGAAGGACAGAGAAUGGUGUCAUCAGUAUUUCAUCAACUCGCGGAACAUGAAGAAGGUUGAAGACAUCCGAAAUCAACUGCAAGGAUACUGCAAGCAGGGGAAGAUUCCUCUCGUCUCUUGUGAGCAAGAGUUAACGGCAGUGGCGCGAUGCCUCUGCACUGCAUUUUACAGCAACACGGCAACCAUCGCACCAGACGGAAAGUCUUACAGGAUGGAAGUGACAGCCCAGGAGGUCUAUCUCCAUCCUUCGUCGGUUCUUUUUGGGAGGCGGGCAAGGAGCGUGGUGUUUGAUGAACUUGUCCUCACGUCCAAGCUGUACAUGCGACACUGCACGGUGAUCGACGUUGGUUGGCUCGCUGAGCUCGUGCCAUUGCUGUACAAGACAGCAGGCAAAAGUUGA